Messenger RNA from Folsomia candida, 4398 nucleotides. RefSeq lists its product as uncharacterized. The record is from RefSeq and is a predicted model, not a curated record. Bases 1 to 4398 code for a protein of 1465 amino acids. The transcript has a single exon. Gene Ontology annotation, biological process: proteolysis. Gene Ontology annotation, molecular function: zinc ion binding; aspartic-type endopeptidase activity; nucleic acid binding. NCBI's taxonomy places the organism in Eukaryota, Metazoa, Arthropoda, Collembola, Entomobryomorpha, Isotomidae.
AUGGAUAAAAUUAAGAAGAAGAGGACCGCCGUCAGAAGGAGGGUCACCUUGCUUCAAGACGUUGAGAACGAGCUGGCGAAACAGGACACUUCACUGGAGAAGCUUACUUGCCACAAGGAGACCCUAGAUGAUCUCAAAGUGACCAUUGGUGCCUUAGACAACGAGUAUCUCGACUCCAUGAUUGCUGGUGAACACGAUGAGGAAUUAGUCAACGCAGAGACGGAUUGUGCUGCAGAAUAUGAAGACAAGAUCAAGCUGGGCAUGGUGAAAAUCAGAGGUUGGAUGAAGAAGAAUGGACAUGAUAGUGAUGCAAAGUCCAGUUCAUCUGACAACGAUGAGAACAAAAUUAGUGAAAAGAACAGAACCUAUAAGUUGCCUAAAACAGAAAUCAAAAAGUUUAGUGGGGCGCUUAAGGACUGGUUAGGUUGGUGGUCGUACUUUAGACAAAUCCACGACGAUGAAGGGCUGCAUUCCAGUGUGAAGUUCCAGUACUUACGACAGUCGAUGACCGAAGGAACAGAGGCAGCAGAAAUAGUAGACGGAUUUCCACCCACCGACAAGAAUUAUCCUUUAGCAGUGGAGGCACCAAAGGAACAGUAUGGUAGAGAUGACGUCCAGAUUCAAGUUUAUGUGAGAGAGCUCUUGGGACUUAUUAUCAAGAAUGUGACUAACAAGGAAAAGUUCCCGUUAUCGAAGCUCGUCUUGCUCGUCUUGAUGAAGACUCAUCUACGGGCGUUGCAAUCGCUGAAUAUUGGAAAUGCAAGCCCUGAGACAUUCUUGUUCCCCAUGGUAGAAUCUAGUUUACCUGAGGAAGUGUUACGCGCCUGGCAGAGGAACCCGAUGUCCCGACAGAACGGAAGUUUAAUGGACCCACCGAAAACAAAGCUGUCAUUAUUGGUGGAGUUCUGUGAGACGGAAGUGCGGAGCGAGCAACAAAUUAAUUUGGCAAGAGAUGGUUUCGGUGUAAAUGUACUCCCGGAUAAAUUAAGCAAGAAAGGUCAACGAGAUCCAAAGAAACUGGGAGGAUCCGAGUCACCUGCAACAGCGGCUGCACUAUUCACUUCCGACAAGUCCAAUUCGUGCAUAUUUUGUGAUAAGACGGGACACAAUAGCCCAGAGUGCUAUAAAGCAAGAAAGAUGUCGAUGGAUGAAAAAAAUGAGAAGAUUAAAGAACAAAGAGCUUGCUUCAAGUGCUUGAAGAGAAAUCAUGUUGCAAGCAAAUGCAAAGGAAAAGUGAAGUGUUUCAUUUGCGAGAAACCUCAUCAUCAGGUGAUGUGCAGCCAUAAGCAAUCAAAAGAAGAAGAGGCGGUCACUGAUGGGGUUAAAACAAUGACCAAUAUUCAACCCACCGUAGCAAUGAAGACCUCUACUAAUGAAGAUAAGGUCGUCCUCAGAGGAAUAAUGAGGGUUAAAGUUUCUGGCAACAAGAAUCAGUACAGAGAGGCCAGAUUACUGAUUGACUCGGGGAGUGACAUCAGUUAUAUUAGAGAGGAAUUUGCAGAAGAGCUUCAUUUGACUCCGAUUGGGAAGAAAGUCUUCACAACAGUAUUUGGAGGUGGAUAUGAUGUGUGUGAGAGAAAGCAGUACAACGUGAAGUUAGAAGGCCUACCUGCAGGGAAGAAUAUGCUAAAGAAGACGGAGGAAAUACCACUUUUUAGUGCAAGGACAAUUUGUGGCGACUGUGCUCCAAUUCCCGUUGGCCCUUGGAUAAAAGAUUUGCUAAAGCUGAAUGUUGUCCUUACAGACACUUACGUUGAUUCUCACAACAUUGACAUCCUGAUCGGCUCCAAUUUAAUAGGAAGACUUGUAACAGGAAGGAUGGUCAAAUUGAAUACAAGUGUGAUCGCAACCGAAACAACCAUUGGGUGGUACCUGAAUGGAGAGCUGCCGAAACAGAAGAGUCAGACCUUGGCAGCCAGAAGUAUUAUUAUGUGCACCAGAACCAAGGAAUUAUCAGCUUUAUGGGAUCUGGACACUCUUGGAAUUAGUGAUACAAUACAGAAAGGCACUCAAGAUGAGCAUGAAGCAAAAGUUAAAGAAGAAUUUCAGAAGAACUUGGAGCGGGACAGGGAUGGGCGAUAUGUCAUUAAACUGCCGUGGCUUACCGAGUCGAUGAGAAUCCCGGACAAUCGAAAUGUUGCUAUGCAGAGACUCGAAUCCACUUCAACCAGAGUCGUGACAAAGGGUGAAUUCGAAAACUACGACAUUUUUCGGGCUUGGGAGAAAGAAGGUAUCAUCGAGCGUCUUGAUCGAGAAGAAAAGCCCACAGGACAUUAUCUCCCUCACCGGCCAGUCUUUAAGCCAGAAAGUCUGACCACACCAGUUCGACCCGUCUUCGACGCGUCGUGUAGAGUUGGAAAUUAUCCGUCAUUGAACCAAUGUCUCGAGAAAGGCCCAAAUUUGCUGGAAAUAAUUCCGAAAAUACUUAUCAGGUUCCGGGCAAAGAAGGUGGGAGUCAUUUCAGACAUCCGCAAGGCUUUCCAGAUGAUUGGAGUGAACCAAGAGGACCGGAAGUUUCAACGUUUCUUGUGGUGGAAAGAUUUUGAAGCCAAAGUAGUGCAAGAAUAUCAACAUUGUCGUGUUGUAUUCGGUAUGAACUGCAGUCCAUUCAUACUGGCUGCUGUUCUUGAAUUCCAUCUCCUGCAUUUACCAGAAGAAGACAAGAAGGCAGGAAUGGAACUGUUGAGGUCGCUGUAUGUCGACAAUUGUGUGACUUCCUUUGAAUCAAUUAGCCAAUAUACGGAAUUUAGAGCCGAGUCAACAGCAAUUCUCCUCCACGCUAAGAUGGAUCUUCGCGAAUGGGAGUCCAACGCGGAUGAUAAGAUGGAACGAGAAGUGACGUGGGUGCUGGGCUAUAAUUGGGACAAGUCAAAGGAUGAAAUGUUUUGUGAUCUUCCACUCCACUUGGGAAAAGAAGACUUGAACGUAACUAAGAGGACCGUGCUAUCCAUCGCAUCUCAAGUAUUUGAUCCGAUCGGCUUCACCUCCCCCACCGUGCUCCAAUUGAAAAUUAUGUUGCAGGAGGCGUGGGCUCAAGAUUUGAAAUGGGAUGAGUUAUGGGGUACAGAAGCCAUCAACAAAGUGAAGACGUGGUGCGAGGAGGCACGAGUAUUAAGCAAGAUCAGAAUUCCAAGAUGGGCAGUAGGAAGUAUUGAUGACCUGGAGCUUCACACAUUUACAGACGCCAGCCAGAACGCUUAUUCAGCAGUGGUGUUUGCCAGAUCGACCAGAGAGAGUAAUGUGUGUGUCCAGCUAUUGAUGGCGAAGUCCAGGGUGGCACCAAUGAAGAAAGAAGAUCCCAAGAAGAAUAACAAGAAAAUAACAAUUCCUCGAUUGGAACUUAUGGGAUGUUUGAUUGGUGUAAGAUUAGCAAAUACAGUGAAGAACGCCCUCGGAUAUGAAGAUGUGAAGAGUUACUUCUGGAGUGACUCAACAACAGCGUUACAGUGGAUUCGGCGAGACGAGAUAUGGAAUACUUUUGUGGGCAAUCGUAUUAAGGAAAUAAAUAAGAAUUCCAAUAAAGAAGACUGGAGACAUUGCCCCGGAAAGCAGAAUCCGGCAGACCUUCCGUCUCGUGGGUGUUCGCCGACCGAGCUGUUGAAUUCGAAGUGGUGGGAGGGACCAGCAUGGUUGAAGUUGUCAAAAGAAGCCUGGCCCCCCAUUAAAGAAGAAGGUGUCGUCGAGGCUUUGGUGCAAGAAGAGAAGAAGAAGUCUAAUCUGACUUUAAUCUCGAGACACGACUCCCCCCUUUUCAGCACCAAGUUUGCAUCAUAUCAGAAGAAUGUAAGAGUAUUGGCGUAUAUUUUGAGGUUCGUGGGAAAAGGAGCAGUCAAGAAACCUUAUCCUAAAUUCAUGACGCCGCCCGAACUCAGAUUUGCAGAGGUAAUACUCAUCCGUGUAUUACAACGUCAAUAUUUUCCUGAUGCGAAGAAAGUGCAACCAAGAGUAAUUUUGAUGGAGGACAAUUUGCUGCAUGUACGGACCAAGUUAGAAUAUUCCGACGACAGCGAUGGAUUCCGAUUUCCGAUGCUGCUACCUGCAAAAUGUCAAUUAGUUCAGGAGCUCAUCAGAGAGAUGCAUCGAUUUCACGGGCACGGAGGAGUGCAGUUUACGGUUGGAAAACUCAGGGAGAAAUACUGGAUCCAACAAGCUAGAAAAACUGUCACUCAAGCAAUCAGAGGAUGUGCCAAUUGUAGAAGAUUUGAUGCCAAACCCUUUCAAGUUAAUCCAGUGGCGUUACCAGAGAAGCGUGUCACCGUGGGCGAAGUAUUCAGUACCACUGGCGUCGAUUUAGCGGGACCGCUUUACCUCAAUGACGGAAAGAAGUGCUGGAUUGUGCUAUACACAUGUGCAGUGUACCGCUGUGUCGAGUUGGACAUCGUGCUCUUCUCAGUUUAG